AUGGCGGAUGACAAGGAUUCUCUUCCCAAACUUAAGGAUCUGGCAUUUCUCAAGAACCAGCUGGAGCACCUGCAGCAGCGUGUGGAAGACGAAGUCAAUAGUGGUGUGAGCCAGGAUGGCUCGCUCCUGUCCUCCCCGUUCCUCAAGGGCUUCCUGGCGGGCUAUGUGGUGGCCAAGCUGAGGGCCUCAGCAGUACUGGGCUUUGCCGUGGGCACCUGCACUGGCAUAUAUGCAGCUCAGACGUAUGCCGUGCCCAAUGUGGAGAAAACCGUGAGGGACUAUCUUCGGUCGCUGCGCAAGGGGCCCAACUAG
Molecule: messenger RNA, 312 nt
Organism: Sus scrofa (pig)
Lineage: Eukaryota; Metazoa; Chordata; Mammalia; Artiodactyla; Suidae
Source: RefSeq, a predicted model, not a curated record